UAUAAAUUCAAAUCAGAUAUAGGAUCAGAACGAUUAUUGGAAAUAACUACAGUAAUUAUUCAACAAAUACGACAAUUUGCUAAAACAAUCGAAAUCUACGAUACUUUGAAUCAUUCGGAGCAGGAGGAAUUAAUUACGAAAAGUUGGCUAGUAGUAAAAAUUCUACAAAUUAUCCAUGAAUUCGAUCCCACAGAACGUUGCUUAAUGUUAGCUAAUAAUACAACUUAUAUAGCCGCUAAAGGCAAUUAUUCGUCAUUAGAUAAUACGACGAAAAUUUUUGAAAAUUUAAUAAAUUUGGCUACAAGUUUUAAUUGUAUGCAAUUGGAUAAUCGACAAUUAGCCUUGCUAUCAGCUUUGCUAAUUUACAAUCCUGAAAAUGCAAAGGAAUGCAAGGAAAAAAUUAAUAAAGUACACAUGGAAUUAUGGAAAUGUUUGCAAAGCAUUAGCGAAAUACAUGAUGGCGAUUCCAUCGAUUUACUACACUGGCCAAAUCUUCUUGUUCGAAUACCGUAUCUGCUCCUUACCGUUUCCAAUAUGGAGGAUUUUUUUUAUGACGAAAAUAAUAUCAAUGCAAUAGCAAAUAUUCUUCUUUUUAAAUUUUCAUAA
This is a messenger RNA of Loa loa (African eye worm), 606 nucleotides long. Its product is annotated as nuclear hormone receptor-like 1. The transcript is spliced from 3 exons. The annotation marks the transcript as partial. The record is from RefSeq and is a predicted model, not a curated record. Lineage: Eukaryota; Metazoa; Nematoda; Chromadorea; Rhabditida; Onchocercidae.